UACCAUCAGCAGUCAAACUGACAAUAAAAAAGAAAUUAUAUUUACCCCUAUCAAACAUAUUUUUUGUAAUGUUAGUGAAGUGAAAAUCUCGAAACGAUCCAAAGAAAUCCGGUAAAAUGGGUGAAAAAAGUACCACGAUCAUUUCGCUUCCCCAAAUGGUGGAUUUGGCAUUAAAUUCGCCCGAGGUAGGAAUAGUCAAUUUUACUGUCCUUCAUUCCUUAUUGCACGUGAUCGUAAACCAACUGGAUCUGGGGGAGUGUAAUGUGGAAUUUCGGGGUAGCGACAGUGAGAGACUUCAAAACUACAUUUCCACUGCCAAGCCUGGGCCCAUAAUCACCUUAACCGAGUACACCAUCGGUCCAGACGGGAAAGGAAGAAAGAAAAGACGAAGAGGCAGCAAAAGGUCCAGUUUAGAUGAAAAAGGCAAGAAAGACGAAAAAGAAAAAGAAGUUGCUGUAGUAAAAAAAGAAGAAACUUCUUCCAUAAAAGAGGAAGGAAGUUCUGGAUCACUGCACUCGCAAACCAUAGUGGUGGUAGAGCCGGCUUCCAAAGAAACACUAGGCGAAAGUCCCAAGUUCACCAUCGCCAUGACAAAAGAGCAACUAGGCAAACUCCAAAAGGACAUGAAAGACCUAAAAAGACAAGUUCAGGAACUUACCGAUCUGCCUGGUAAUACUGGACUAAUUGAAGCAGUCAGGGGUAGCAAAGAGGGAAGCAACUCGCCCAUCCUGGACAUGUUCCAAAUCCUGACUCUGGUGAAACGACAGGACGCCUCUGAGGUGGCCAUUAACAAAAUGGCCAGCAUGAUUGAGGAUCUUGCUAAAGGACAAAACAGUUUAGUUGACAGUGGACUACCCCCAAAAGAGAAGAAACUAUCAUUCAAGGAACAAUCGCGCGAUCUAUUAGUAAAAUCCCAAGAGCUACGAAGGUCCCUAGACGAGACGGUGGGGGGCACCAACCAAAUCCAAGGAAUCAUUAGUGAAUUAAGGGAAAUUGAUAGGAGACUUACGGAAAUGGAAAACCGCCCGGUGGCACCGGAAAGACAAUCGUAUGCGAUCAGCAACCACAGCGAGUCUUUUUCGAAUAGAAAAUCCCGCACUUCAGAAAUGGAAGGCCAGGAUGUCCCAGGAGCGAGUACCGAAGGGGGAGCGGAGGGCGAUUUCAAUUUUGACGAGGUCGAUUUAUCCCAGCUAAGCCCUCAAGAGGCAAUUGCCCUCUUGCAGAGGGAAAUCAUCAAUAUGAAGGACUACAAUAUGCAAAAUCAGUCGGGGGUGCAAGCUUUAAAGGAAAUCGAGCUGCUUAAGGACACUUUGAUGUCGGAGGAUGCGUCCAAGAAUUUGCCACCUGAUGUCAAGUUUGGACAAAUGGACUUGAGAAUAAGCGAGCUCAAGGAGCAACUUUCUACUCUGGAUACUGUUUACAACCAGCAGUUCAGUAACGUUCAAGAAAAACUUCACAAUCUGGAUCAAGAAAUCGCUUCUUUAUGGGAGCGCAUCAAUUCAGGCCUUCCUGCGGGAGAUGGUUCUGGAGCGGUCAGUAACCAAAGCAUCCAAGAGGUCUACAACAAAUUGAUCCAGCUGCAAAGCGACAUGGAGGAACUAUCUGAGACCGCCAAUAAGCUUCUGCAAGAGAGAGAAGGACGCCAAACUAGCCUGGAUGUGAUGAUAGAGCAAAUUGAACUACUGAAAACGGUGAAAGCGGACAAAGAGGAUCUGGAAGAUGCUCUGGCUGAUAAAGCUGACGCCUGUCAAAUCAACCGGAAGGUUUCUCACGAGCAGUUUGACGCUGCUUAUGAUGAAAUCACUAAAUCAUUGGAGAGCGCCUUGGAUAAACUGAAGAGACAGGAAGAACUCUGGCUGCAAUCCCUGACCGAUCUCCAAAAGGAAAUUGGCAAUAAACUGGACAAAAUGGAACUGACGCCGUUAAAAGAUUUCAUUAAUUCAAAAUUAAAAGGCAUUCAGGAUAAGGUGAAAAAGAUUUCCGCUAUGAAGCAGGAACAUGAGGCGGCUGGGACCAAAAGCAAACUCUUGAGGAACGUGAAUUGCAUCUCAUGCGAUGCGGACGUAGUAAUGAAGAAGCAAACUGAUAUAACUUUGUAUCCUAAACCGUAUGCCUUACCGGCAACUAAAAGCCCCGCGCCCUAUUUAGCUUAUGAGCUUGAUUUGCUUAGGAAACAAGCCAAAGGGUUGCCAAACAGCAAGAAUCUCAACGUAUUUGAAAGUGCUAUGCAAGUAGGAAAGAAUAAAAUACAAGACAAGGACCAUCUGUGCAACAGAUACUGCGGCGGGAGCCACACCAUAACCACCCCACAACAAAGGGUGAUGAGGGUGGGCCACUUUAUGGAACAAUGGGGUCCAGAAAUCGCUCCUAUCAAUGAGGUUCUUAUUAAAGGGACCGAUGGACAUCUUUAUAAAGGUCGCGACGAUGUGGCCUUAAGACAGGCCGCUGCUGAAAGACCUCCCACUCCAAGGGUGGAACCUCCGGCAAUGACCAUAAGCGAAUAUCAUACAGGAGGAAGUCUCAAUGAUAUAAAAAGCGAAACGAAACCGGAUGUGGGUAAUGCGAUAAGUUCGAAUAUGGGGAUCAAUAUAAGCAUCAGCACCACAAAUAAGAUAGACCAGAAAACGUCGAGAGGGGAAAUGGUUAAAAGUUCGCCCUCGCAAGAUAGCUCUUCAAAAAAUAAUAAGGAAGCUGGUAAAGAAGGAAAAAAAUCUGCGAGUAACCGUUCCGCAGAAAUCAAACAAAAUUAAUGUGUGCCUCAGAAUUUUAAAAAUAUAUUGUUUUUAAAUA
This is a messenger RNA of Anthonomus grandis grandis, 2790 nucleotides long. RefSeq lists its product as uncharacterized. Bases 117 to 2750 code for a protein of 877 amino acids. NCBI's taxonomy places the organism in Eukaryota, Metazoa, Arthropoda, Insecta, Coleoptera, Curculionidae. The record is from RefSeq and is a predicted model, not a curated record. The transcript is spliced from 16 exons.